UUUCUUAGAUCAUUGAUAUCUGGCAGUUACGGAAGAACUGUUUAAUCUAACGUACAGUUGACGGUGAGUUGGAGGGGCAAGACAGAAACUGUAGUUGUAUUCAUGGAAAAGCCACAAACGAUGAAAGUUUUUGAUGACUAUGACACGUUGGUAAUUUGGCUAAAAAAUGUCAAGUACGCAUAUGGUGAAACCGGACAGGUCACUUACAAGGGUCGCGUGUUCUCCUUCACAACAGAGAAAGAGCUGAUCACAUUAGGCCAUUGGGCUUGUGACGGAUUGGUAAUUGAUGUUGCAACUGAUGUAUGGGCAAAAGGAAGGCAUUAUUACACUGUGCAACUCGCUAUUGAAAACGGUGUCAAGGACCUGAUCCGAAAGCUCAAGGUUGAACACAACAUAGACCUUUAUUGAAAAACUAAGCCAGUCUCUUUCUGUUAAAACAGUUGUUUCACUAUUAUUCAUCUCACGAUAGUUGUUUCACUAUUAUUCAUCUCACGAUAGUUGUUUCACGAUUAUUCAUCUCAGCUGUAAGACAUUUAAGUGGUUCACAAAAUGCCUAAGUUUUUGAAACAUUUCUAUUAUUAGCUGUGACAAGAAUCGAAAUAAAACUGUUUUCUUAAUCCUUAA
This is a messenger RNA of Stylophora pistillata, 624 nucleotides long. RefSeq lists its product as uncharacterized. The record is from RefSeq and is a predicted model, not a curated record. Lineage: Eukaryota; Metazoa; Cnidaria; Anthozoa; Scleractinia; Pocilloporidae.